Molecule: messenger RNA, 1047 nt
Organism: Nematocida major
Lineage: Eukaryota; Fungi; Microsporidia
Product: phosphatidylserine decarboxylase
Exons: 1
Coding region: 1-1047 (348 amino acids)
Biological process (GO): phosphatidylethanolamine biosynthetic process
Cellular component (GO): mitochondrion
Molecular function (GO): phosphatidylserine decarboxylase activity
Source: RefSeq, a predicted model, not a curated record
AUGAAGCACCCCGCAAUAGCUUCUCAUGCUGAAAUAGAAAAUAUUACAUUUAUCACAGAAAAAAGAAAGUUCCGAUACAAAAGCCGCAUUGUCACUGCGCUGCAGAUAGGCGCGUUUCUUUUGUUUGCCGUUAGCAUUGUAAAUAUCGCAUACGAUAUGCUCAUGUCUUCGGAGAAAUUCGACCUCAGAUAUUCGAUUAUGCGGACAUUCCCCCACAAAACAUACAGCCGGGUGCAGGGAUAUCUGUGCAAAAUACCGUUUCCAUGGCCACUUAAUCUGUGUUUUGUUGGAGCGGCGAAGAACCUGCUGGGGAUUGACCUGAAAGACGCAAAGAAAAAACGCCUCUCCGACUACAGGUCCAUAGGCGAGCUUUUUACAAGAGAGCUGGACAAGGGGGCAAGGCCAAUAGGGCCCGGCCUAACUUCCCCUGUUGAUGGCACUAUUGUUUAUGCAGGAAGCGCAGUGGAGGGAGUCUCUUGCCCAAUAAAAGGGAUAAACUACAACAUAGAAGAGCUUCUUCUGGACAAGGGCGUUCUUGGCCGAGUAGGCCCUGAGAACACCCUCCAGCAAAUGGUGAUAUACCUGUCACCAAAAGACUAUCAUCGUUUCCACAACUACACAGACUUUGUGCUGGAGAAAGUGCUCCAUGUUCCUUCCUUUUUAUUUUCUGUCGGAAGGCUUCCCAUGGAGUUCUUCCCUGGGCUUCUCUCCAAGAACGAGCGAAUUGUUUUCGAAGGGAAAUGCAGACACGGCGCAUGCUAUAUGGUUGCGGUGGGGAGUGUUGGUGUGGGAAGCAUACACGCAGAGGCGGUGAAAAUAUCCACGAACCAACUUCCUGGCCUAUACACAGCGCCUUCCGUGAUGUUUUCUGGCAAGGUCCAGUACAAGAAAGGCAGCGAGCUGGGCCAUUUCAGCCUAGGCUCGACUGUUGUGCUUGUUUUUGAAGCCCCCAGGGCCUUUGCUUGGGACCGAACGGAGGGGGGAGUUCGGAUGGGAGAGACUAUUGGGCACUGGAAGAGCCCUUCCUCCACCAAGGGUGCAAAGUAG